Salmo salar (Atlantic salmon) is the source of this 1783-nucleotide messenger RNA. RefSeq names its product hydroxysteroid dehydrogenase like 1 (gene hsdl1). Gene Ontology annotation, cellular component: mitochondrion. NCBI's taxonomy places the organism in Eukaryota, Metazoa, Chordata, Actinopteri, Salmoniformes, Salmonidae. The record is from RefSeq and is a predicted model, not a curated record.
UAUGUUUACAAUCCCUUCCGGGAAAGGAUCGUUUGUCAAAAGCCAAACUAGCUCAAGAUUGCACCUGUCAGAAUUGCUAUUUAUCUAGAUGGCAUAAUACGAUACAAAGUUUAACUAAGUAUCAAGUAAAGUAUAUAAUCAGAAAAGCGUUAGCUAGCUUAUUGAAGUACAUAAGUAGUACAGAUUGGCUAGGAUUGGAAACCAUUGUUUGUAGUUUCUUUUAGUUUAGCUAGCUAAAAACCAACCCGUGACUGCUAUGGCUGCUGUUGACAGUUUUGAGCUUUUGUAUAGAGAAAUUGCUCGGUCAUGCAAUUCAUGUGUGGAAACCCUAGCCGUUGUGGGUGCUCUGUAUACAGCCAGCAAAGCUGUCAUCCUCGUGCGGGACUGCUACAGCUUUGUCAGGGUGCAUUUCCUUCCUCGACUGAUGCCAAGCGUGCGCCUUGGCCGCCGUUUUGGUGAAUGGGCUGUCAUUUAUGGUGCUUCAGAGGCCAUAGGGAAAGCCUAUGCAGAGGAGCUUGCCAGGCAGGGCAUCUGCAUCAUCCUGAUAAGCCAAGAUGGUGCCAGUGUCACUGACACAGCCAAGGCCAUAUCUGAGACUCACAGAGUGGAUACAAUGGUGCUUGUGGCAGACUUCAGUCAGGGCCAUGCAGCUUGCAAGCCUGUCAAAGACGCUUUGCGGGACAAAGACAUAGGCUUUCUGGUUAACUGUGUGGAUGACUCCCUUCGCAACUCGCCAAACUUUACUGGUCUGUCUGAAGACCUGUUAUGGGACGUAAUCAACAGAAAUAUUGCUGCCACCACACUGAUGACGCGCCUGGUUCUACCUGGCAUGGUAGAGAGGAGACGUGGAGCAGUAGUGAACAUCUCUUCUGGGGCAUGUUAUAGACCCUCUCCAAGCAAAGCUGCUCUCUCUGCGUCUACGGCUUACCUUGACAACUUUUCCCGGGCUCUGCACCAUGAAUAUGGUCGUCAGGGAAUCUUUGUGCAAAGUCUGGUACCUUUCCAAGUGGCGCCCCAUGGAGCAUCAGCAGGCGGGUGGCUAAUACCGCAGUCAGAUGUGUAUGCCCGUCAUGCCAUCUCCACCCUGGGCAUCUCACACAGGACCACAGGCUAUUGGCCCCAUACACUGCAGUUUCGACUUGUGCAGUCAAUGCCAGAAUGGAUUUGGGUCUUGGGGUCACGUAUGCUCACAAGCUCAUGCUGAAAGGUCUCCAGAAACGGAACUCCAGCAGCUGAACUCAUGACAACAAAGUUAUGUCUAGCUGGUAGUCAUACAGUCAUCAUACAGAUGAUAUUACACUAGUAUCAUACAGAUAAUAUUACACUAAUGAGUGAAUUAGUGUGUGCAAUGAUUGUAUCUUGAAUUGCAUAAAAAAUUAUAUUUAUUCAUAGUUUAUAAUAAUACUAAAGAAUCUCCAGGAGUGUAGUGCCCAAAUUAUGUUGAUGACGUCUGUGAAAUGCACAGAUAUGGGAGGUGAUGGAGAUAUUUUUUGCAGUGAUUUGAGGUUUAUUUGACCAACUGUGAUCAUUGAGGUGUUUAACUGGCAUUCCUAUGUAAAGAGUUGUUUUGAUACAACGGACAGUAUACUUGAGAAUAGAUUUUGAAAUGGGUUAUUUUUUAUUUAGUGAUGUGCUGUGAUUAUAAUUAUUGGUGAUAUGAUUGCAGAAACAACUUGUGUGCUUGUGAAUGACUUUUCAUGUAGUCUAUGCUUGGUGAAUAUGCAUAUGUUAUACAUUUUUUAUUAUGCUAUGCAUCUCAAUAAAUAUGGUCCUUACUAGAUAA